Molecule: messenger RNA, 393 nt
Organism: Aspergillus melleus
Lineage: Eukaryota; Fungi; Ascomycota; Eurotiomycetes; Eurotiales; Aspergillaceae
Exons: 1
Coding region: 1-393 (130 amino acids)
Source: RefSeq, a predicted model, not a curated record
AUGGUCACAGCUCCGGCCGACUCCUGGCAUGUGGGAAUGCAAUUCAACUCCAUGAAAGAGGCCCGCGAUGCGCUGGUGCGACAUACCCUCGACCUGCACGCCUCGUUUCGGGUGGAGAAGGCCAAUUCGGAAAAGUACUUCACCGCGUGUCGCAGCGGAUCCGACUGUCCGUAUAAGGUCCGCAUGUAUACGAGUCGGAAGACCGGCCUCGUGCGCAUUCAGACGUAUGAACCCCUGCACACUUGCAGUUCCGAUACGCAUGACAACUGGAGACCGCCGGGGCCGACGGCGCCGGAAGCUGAAGGGUCGUCGCCAGUGCAGCCUAAAUGUUCAGAACAAGUCAGAAAUGGUAGUAUAGAUAUCUCUUCAUAUACCCCACACGAAAGGAAUUAA